CAGGCUGGUAUAUAUAGGGGGAGCUUCCCUGGGGCUGCACUCCAGCCAAGGCAUCGCCGUCUCCCCAGCAGCGGCGCUGCCCCUUCUGCUCUCCCCUUGCAGCCACAGGUCUCAGCAGCAGCAGCAGCAGCAGCAGCAGCAGCAGCAGCAGCAUGGACAUUACCAUCCAGCACCCCUGGUUCAAGCGUGCUCUGGGACCCCUCAUUCCAAGCCGUUUGUUUGACCAGUUUUUUGGAGAGGGUCUCCUUGAGUAUGACCUCCUGCCUUUGUUCUCGUCCACUAUCAGCCCCUACUACAGGCAGUCCCUCUUCCGCAGCGUGCUGGAGUCGGGCAUUUCAGAGGUGAGGUCUGAUCGGGACAAGUUCACAAUCAUGCUGGAUGUAAAACACUUCUCUCCUGAAGACUUGAGCGUGAAGAUCAUUGAUGACUUUGUGGAAAUCCAUGGCAAGCACAGUGAAAGGCAGGACGACCACGGCUACAUCUCCCGGGAAUUCCACCGCCGGUACCGCCUGCCCGCCAACGUGGACCAGGCUGCCAUCACCUGCUCGCUGUCCAACGAUGGCAUGCUGACCUUCUCGGGCCCCAAGGUCCCCUCCAACAUGGACGCCAGCCACAGCGAGAGGCCCAUCCCCGUGUCCCGGGAGGAGAAGCCCAGCUCCGCGCCCUCCUCCUGAGCCCGCCCGCCACCGCGCUGGGCAGGCUGCCACCACCUGCAGGUCGCGCUCCCAGAGCCUUUGCGUAGAUAUCAGUGAAUGUCUAGAGGGGUUUCUUCUCUUGGUUCCUCCCCCACUUUGUUUCCUCUUUUUUUUUGUUUUCUUUUUUUUUGUUUUUCCCCUCUUCCCUUGGAUGGAACGAGGGGCUGGGUGAGCGGCUGGUGGACUUGGAAGCUUAAAAACUGGUGGGGAUGGCACAGACGGCAGUGCUGCCAUGGUGCUGUGCUUGCUGAAAGGGUCUUUGUCUGGUGCUGUAGCCCAUAUCCACCAUCAGGUAGGAAGGAGUGCAUGAGUAACAUUGGCUGCUGGUGCACCAAGCCUCGAGGCAAGGCUUGGGACAGGGGAAAAGCCCUGCAGAAUUGCUGUACCCCACUCAGAGUUCAACGGGUCACUCUCAAACAGCAACAGAGCCAAGCCCCACACUCAAGACCCCGCGUCCGUGUGACGAACCUGCCAUGAGUUCUUUGCAACCGCAGGAGAAAUAAUAACAACAAUAAUAAUGAUUAGCAAUAACAUCUCACCUUCGGGGGGUUGCAAUGUGUAUUUUUUUCUUUCAGCAAAGUGUUUAAGUGUCUCUGUUCACACCUCUGCCCUGUCAUUUCCCUCUGGGACAACUGACAGGAGGACAAGCACGUCUUUCCACUGUCUUUGUAGGCCCUCGGGGGGGAGAGAGGGGGGCUCACCACUGUGCAGAGGCUUCCCAUCCCCAGCCAGCUCUCCCCAGCCUGUGUGUGACACACUGUCUCCCUUGCUCUCCUGUAACUCUAGGGUAGUUCCACCUCUCCUGCUGGUAUCUGGCGCUCAACCUGAGAACGUGGUCAGUGGUGGUCAAUAAAGUGAUAUAGGAAACAUGCAA
Messenger RNA from Haemorhous mexicanus (house finch), 1569 nucleotides. It is a transcript of the gene CRYAA, whose product is annotated as crystallin alpha A. Gene Ontology annotation, molecular function: structural constituent of eye lens; protein folding chaperone. Gene Ontology annotation, biological process: protein refolding; response to heat; lens development in camera-type eye. The record is from RefSeq and is a predicted model, not a curated record. The transcript has 3 exons. Bases 153 to 674 code for a protein of 173 amino acids. Lineage: Eukaryota; Metazoa; Chordata; Aves; Passeriformes; Fringillidae.